Messenger RNA from Zingiber officinale, 2163 nucleotides. RefSeq names its product transmembrane protein 214-like. The record is from RefSeq and is a predicted model, not a curated record. NCBI's taxonomy places the organism in Eukaryota, Viridiplantae, Streptophyta, Magnoliopsida, Zingiberales, Zingiberaceae. Gene Ontology annotation, cellular component: endoplasmic reticulum; Golgi apparatus. The transcript is spliced from 10 exons. Bases 53 to 1822 code for a protein of 589 amino acids.
AUUCAUCGCCCAUUUUCCGGUUGCCGCUCCGCCUCCUCCUCCUCCUCUGCCCAUGGAAGACACCCUCGAUUCCUCUCUCCUCCUUGACGGCGGCGCCGCCACCGCCUCCGCCCCCAGCCACGGCUGGCAGAAAGUCACCUAUUCCAAGCGCCAGCGCAAGCCACAGGCCCAGGCCGAACCCGAACGCCCCCGCCAUGCCAACGGCCUCCCCGAUCGCUCGCAUGUCUUUGACUCCGUCGAGCAGAAGGCCCGCGAGCGACGUCGUGCCAUCGAAGCCGCCGCGGCCGCCGCAGCUGAAGCCGAGGCCGGAGAUGCUGCCAGAUCGAGACCUGCGCCGGCCUCCUCUGACGAGGAUGACGAUGAAGACGGUGCGGCCAGAGCCCCGGAGAACGGAACACAGGCGCCGAAGAAGGAGAAGCCAAAGAAGGUUAAGAAGCCUAAGGUCACGGUCGCUGAGGCUGCCGCCAAGAUCGAUGACACCGAUCUAGCUUCGUUUCUUGCCGAGAUUUCUGUAACUUAUGAAUCACAGCAGGAUAUUCAACUGAUGAGAUUUGCAGAUUUCUUCGCACGUUCGUUUACUUCUGUGAGUGUAUCGCAAUUUCCUUGGUUUAAGAUCUUCAAGGAAUCACCUCUUGAGAAGAUCGUCGAUGUUCCUUUAAGCCAUAUACCUGAUUCUGUUUACAAGACUUCAGUUGAUUGGCUUGCACUAAAAUCCCCUGAAGCUUUGUCUGACUUCGUUUUAUGGUGUCUCGAUGGCAUCCUUUCUGACUUGGCGAGUCAGCUACCUGCAGUUAAGGGCUUAAAAAAAUCUGUUCAGCCAACUGCACCAAAGGCUCUGGCUGCAAUAUUUGUCGUGCUAGCAAUGACCUUGAGACGGAAGCCUGACAUACUUAUAAGCCUUUUGCCCAAACUAAGAGAUGAUCAAAAAUAUCAAGGACAAGAAAAACUGCCGGUUAUUGUCUGGGUCACUGCACAGGCUUCUCAAGGAGAUCUAGUUGUCGGCAUGUAUGUCUGGUCACAUUACCUAUUUUCUGUGGUUUGUGGAAAAUCAAAUGUGAACCCACAGUCUAGGGACUUGGUGCUGCAAUUGAUUGAAAGGAUUCUCUCAGGACCAAAAGCUCGAACUAUUCUGUCAAAUGGCGCUGUUAGGAAGGGGGAGCGCAUAGUUCCACCUGCUGCACUUGAUUUGCUCAUGAGGGUGACAUUUCCUGCUUCUACAGCUCGGGUCAAGGCCACUGAAAGAUUCGAGGUGAUGUAUCCUACCCUAAAAGAGCUGGCUCUUGCUGGGUCUGCUGGUUCAAAAACCACAAAGCAAGCAUCACAACAACUUUUACCUUUUGCUAUCCAAGCGAUUCAAGAAAAUAAUCCUGAGCUAACAAAGGAAGCUUCAGAUUUAUUCAUCUGGUGUUUGACUCAGAAUGCGGAGUGCUACAAACAGUGGGAAAAACUUUAUCUAGAGAAGAUUGAUGAAACAAUUGUUGUUCUUCGGAAACUCUCCACUGAAUGGAGAAAGUACUCCGGCAAAAUUUCUCCAGACACUCUUAAAGUGACACUUAAGCAUUUAAGGGCUAAAAAUGAAGACGCCUUGUCGAGAAACACGGAUCCCAACAAAGUAACAUCCAUCAAAGAAGCAGAUAAGUACUGCAAGACUCUUUUGGGGAAGUUAACACGUAAAUUUGGCUGCGUGAAGGGUAGUGUUUUCAUUCUUGUUCUUGGAAUUGGAGUGUAUGCCGCCAUUUCACCAAGCGCAGAGUUAAUCAACUGGGAAAACUUUAAUUGGGAGAAACUUCAGGUGUUGUUCAGUUCUCUUCAAUCCUCUUAGAACAACUUUGAGCUUAACCUAAUUUCGCCAACAAAGGAGAUGGUUCAAGAAAGCAUAUGUUGUCGGUAAAUUAAAGAGAAUAAUUGUGUUUUUUCAUCUCCCCUAGAGAACCAUCUGAAAUUGCUCCAUCCAUGGCAGAAAGCUGCCUCUUUAAUCUGUUUAAAGGUCUAGUUAGUUGUGGCUCCAUAGAGACUGAAGUUUGUGUAUCUUUUUGGACUAGACUAAACGUGAAGCAUGAGACAUUGUUUUGUAAAUCAUGCUUUUGCUUGAUGGUAAUUUUUCCUGUUCCAGAAUGUUUUAAAUUAAUAGUUUGAGUUUGUUGGUUGAGGUUAUGUUGAUUA